This is a messenger RNA of Aphidius gifuensis, 4415 nucleotides long. It is a transcript of the gene hh, whose product is annotated as sonic hedgehog protein A. The coding region runs from base 574 to 2031 and encodes 485 amino acids. The transcript is spliced from 3 exons. The record is from RefSeq and is a predicted model, not a curated record. Gene Ontology annotation, molecular function: calcium ion binding; patched binding. Gene Ontology annotation, biological process: cell-cell signaling; intein-mediated protein splicing; smoothened signaling pathway. NCBI's taxonomy places the organism in Eukaryota, Metazoa, Arthropoda, Insecta, Hymenoptera, Braconidae.
GGAGGGAGUACGAUGCGGAUGAUCGAAGAAGGGGAAGACCCGAUCUUUAGGCCCAGCCUGGUCCUCAAUACUUCUCACCAACCCGUGAGUCGUUUCUUCCACAAUAACGUCGCCACGAAAGUGCUAAAAAAAAGUAAAAUCGUUCAGUUUUAGAGUGCAUUACAAGUUCUCGCAAAGUACGUCAGAUUUAUACGAGUGGUUGUAUUAUUGCAUGAAUGAAAAGUAUACACAAUAUAUGAAGAUCUUCAUAGUAAUGUCUUUACAUAUAAUCAGUAUAUAACUGGCUAAAAAUUGGUUGUGCCAGUUUUUGGCGAAUUAUAAAUUGUUCGUAGCUAAGACGUGAUAUGUGGUUUCAAUUUUUUUCUAUAACAGUGCGCAUUUUUACGUGUCAAGAUUUAAAAAAAGCUUAAGGUUAUUUUAGUAAUAAAAAAUAAUAAGUGAAGCUUCAGUUUUCAGUGAUAUUGUGGGGUGGGAUGCCCUGGCUAUGGUUAGUUGUGAGUGAGGUCAGUGGUACCAAGAGGUGGUGGUUUUCCCUUCGUGAAGUGGGACUGAAAAGUGCAAGCAAGUGAUAUUAUGGUAUACUUAAGAGACUCGGUGAGGUUUGUCUCAUACCUCUAUCGAUCUAAUCGUCACCAUCAUCGUCUUCGCAACCAGCUACAACACCCACAUGAAGCUUAUCAGUCAAGGAUACGUACCAAACGACGAUCAUCAUAUAGAAUUCUUUUCAUUGUCUUAUUGACGAUUUGGCUGCCAGCAUUAGAAAUACCAGGAAUACUUGCUUGUGGUCCUGGUAGAGGUGGUGGUCGGAGACCUAUUUCGCGUAAACUUACACCACUUGUUUUCAAGCAGCAUGUACCAAAUGUCAGUGAAAACACAUUGCCUGCUAGUGGCCUUGUCGAAGAACGAGUUUCAAGGCAUGACACAAGAUUUAGAGAUUUGGUACCAAACUAUAAUGCUGAUAUUAUUUUCAAAGAUGAAGAAGGCACUGGUGCUGACAGGCUGAUGACUCAGAGGUGCAAAGAGAAACUUAAUACACUAGCAAUAUCAGUGAUGAACCAAUGGCCGGGUGUCAGGCUUCGUGUCACUGAAGGCUGGGAUGAAGAAGGCAAACAUGCGACUGGUUCGCUACACUACGAAGGAAGAGCUGUUGACGUAACGACUAGUGAUCGUGAUCGUUCCAAAUAUGGGAUGUUGGCAAGACUCGCUGUUGAAGCUGGCUUUGACUGGGUCUAUUACGAAUCUAGGUCACACAUACAUUGUUCAGUCAAGUCUGAAUCAUUCUCAGCUGGAAAAUCUGGUGGGUGCUUCUCCGGUAGUAGCUUGAUUAAAACUACUUCUGGCACCAUGAAGCCGAUGUCAGACCUCAAAGUUGGCGAGAGUGUUGAAUCUCUUGAUUCGUCUGGUGAUGUGGUAUAUAGUGAGGUUAUAGCGUUUUUGGAUCGGGCCCCUCAGGAAAAGCGGCAGUUCAUACAAUUGACGACGUUUUCCGGCAAAGUACUGACACUCACACCAUUACAUUUAGUACCGGUUAAAUCGGAAAAAGAACAUCAAUCUAGUCGGACGAUAUUUGCUUCUCGAAUCAAAUCUGGAGACCAAGUCUUGAUACAGGAUUCAGAUAAUUUUUUGCCGAGAAAUCUCAGAGUAAGAUGGGAUUAUGUGACGAUGAUUGAACUAGUUGCGAGAGAUGGGAUUUACGCCCCAUUGACGCGAGAAGGUACAAUAGUUGUUAACAAUGUUGUUGCAUCAUGUUAUGCUGUUAUGGAAAGCCAAACACUCGAUCAUUUAGUUUUCUGGCCUCUCAGAAUUAUCGCUACCAUACAGUCAAGUUAUAGCAGUCUUAGACGAUUAUUCUUUGCAACCUUUGGCAUUCAAAAUGAUUCAUAUGAAAAACAUUUGAUGAGUACAGUGGAAAUUGAUCAAAAUAUGGAAACAACGUAUCAUCCACGAUACCAGGGGCCUCAAGGUAUCCAUUGGUAUGCCAAUUUUCUUUAUAUAAUUGGCUCUUAUGUCGUACCAUCGACAAUACACUGAGUCAACAAUGGCAAAAUAAUGACCGGUAUAUUAGAAAACAAUUCAAAAGCUUGAUUAUUCUUCUUGCAAUUUAAAAAAAAAUCCGGUAACUUCUUACUGAAACAUCGAAUCGUACUGUAUUUCUAGUGUGAAUAUUUUAACGAAAUAAACACUCAUAAAAUAAGACAUAUAAAUAAUUACGAACUAUACAUUUUUGACUACGACGGUAGCGUAGAUCAUAUUAAAUUAUUUAUUUUGACUCAGUUUUAAAUUUAUAUUAUAAGAUUAAUUUUAUUAAAUAAAUAAUAAUAUAAAAAUUGUAAUUCAUAUUAAAUAACUUAUUCUCAAAAGCUUAUGGUAGUUAGGGCACGGAACGAAGAGUAACAAAACAACCAAUGUAUAUAGCCUACGUUUAUUAUUUAUGCUAAACCUGAUCAACGCUGGAUGAUUGAUAACUUUCCAGCCAGGAGUUUUGUAUUGUUUUAUAUUAAGUGAUCGUUUUAAAAUGUAUUAUAGUUUUUUAUUUUUUAUGAGAUAUAAAUAGUAAAAAUAUACAAAAAUAUUUAAUAAUCAUGGAUGUCAAUGUAAAUUUUAAUUCCAUUAUCUGUAAAAGAAAUAAUAAAUUUGAAAAUCUAUCUAUAAAGUGUUGUUUUUAUAAAAGUUCAAUACGAAGUAUUUUCUUGUAAAAUUAAAAAAAAUGCCCAUAACUUAUAGCAGGUGUGUUAUUUACAACAUUCGUUUUCAGGUGAAGGAAUUGAUAUGCUCUUUGUAUCGCACCACGUAUCCAAAUAUACCACGAUAAUUUCACAAGGGUUGUAAGGCCUUAUGUUUGAUACAGGGCUAUCAAAGGAUGUGGAGGAUAGGUUGUAAAUUGAAAUAAUAGGAAUAACACUUUAAAUAAAUCCAAACACUGUGGCUUAAAUUCUAUUAAUAUAUUCACUUUAUUAUUUCACUAAAAUUAUAAUUAAUUGUAUUGUAUAUUGUAUAUUGAGUUGACUCUAACAAGUGUUGUCAUGGACAGACACUACUAUUUUAUAUUGUAAGUAUAAAGAAAUCCCGUUGUACGCGAAUCAAUAUUAAUUAGUGAUGUUACGUAAACGAGUGUUGAAGAGCAACUGAUUUCUCAGUUUGUUGAAAAUUGUUAAGUCCAAAAAAUGGGUGUAUACUUAGUUAAAAAAUUAGUUUUAAUUGGUCAAAAAUUAGUUCAAGAGAGGGUAAAAAACUAGGUGUAGGUGGUGGGAUUUUUAGACAUAAAAUUGGGCCUUGUGUGGUCCAAAGGGUGACAUAAAAAAUACCAUGUGUAAACAAAAAACAUAGAUUUUACGACCGGAAAGUCCAAGACGUUUUCAUGAAUUUAGUUUGUUUUAAAAAGUUACAAAUUUACUUUUUUAUUGUCGAUUUUACGAUCAUUCUGUGUAUCGAAAAUACGUUAGUGCAGUUGUAUGACAGAUGUGAGAUUUUCUCUAAUUCUUGACAAAUAAUAUUCUAAAAAAUAUGUUAUACACGGAGAAAAAUUUUCACCAAAUUUUACUAUGCUGCCACAUUACCAAAGAACUAUCUUUUAACUAUUGAAAUAUUUAAUAUCAUUUUAACGAAAAAAAACAAUAGUAGUCUUGAAAAAUUAAAAUGUAGCAUAGCAAUUUCUUAUGUUUUUUUUUUUGCUAUUUCCCGAUGAAAAAAUUACAACGCAUAAAGAAAUUUUUACAGAAACCGAAUUUAAAAUUUAAAAUAAUCCAGCCUCAAAAUUCCAAUGUAGCAUAGCAAAAAAUAUUUGUUUUUUUUUUUGCUUUGUAUAUUUAUAAAACUUACUCUGUUGUUGUGGAAAAAAUUAAAAUGAUCCUCUGAAAAUUUACAAUGUAGCAUAGUAAUUUUAAUAACUUUCUUGGAAUUCCUGUAGGUGUCACUAACAAAUACAAAGCAACAUAUUUAAAAUUACGAUGGGGCAUAGCAAAAUUGAUGACGGACUCAGAAAUGUCAACUGCCCCCACUUUUUAGUCGACUGCGCAGGCGUGACUUUGCUUAUUUUCCGAUUGUUGAUGUAAAACAAAUAAAUUUUUGUUUUCACGUGCGUUAUCGUGGCGCAACGGAUGCCGAGUAGGGUUUGUACUCGAAAGGUACAGAGUUCAAAUCCUGAGCCUGGCCGAUUUUUUAAGUCUACGUAUUCAUUGUAAAAAAAAAAAACAAAGAAAAAUAUUUAUUUAUAAUAUUUUUUUUGAGCGUUUAUAAACAAAGCAAAUUUUGCGUUUGACCAUUUUAAAAAUUACUAUGUUACACCGUGGAAGGUCGCAUGGCCAGUAUAGGUGGCGUUCUUCAAUGAAAAUUGCUAUGUUCCAUCUCGAUUUUUAAUAUGAUGCUCUUAUGGUACCAGCUUACUGUAACACAACGCAAAAAUUGCUAUGCUAUUC